Molecule: messenger RNA, 1430 nt
Organism: Mytilus trossulus (common blue mussel)
Lineage: Eukaryota; Metazoa; Mollusca; Bivalvia; Mytilida; Mytilidae
Exons: 3
Coding region: 281-1054 (257 amino acids)
Source: RefSeq, a predicted model, not a curated record
ACGUUAAGUUGCUCGCCUUGAUAUCAUAACCACUCGACCAAUGAUAGCCGCUGCAUGCCAAAUAGCAAAAAUGGGUGGGAACUGUUUGUAUAUUCAAAACACUUGUUCGCGUGGACCUAUUUUAACGAAUUUGGUCACAGAUAACGCCAGAGAUAUAUGAAACGGAACUAAGAACGGAAGUUGUUUUUAUUGUACUGAACAGGGACUGCCUGGCACGUGUCUAGCACCGACCAAUAUUGUGAAGAUAAGAUUCGCCAUGAUUUGAUACCAACUUGCACAGAUGGAGUUGCACAGUGCAAUAUUGUUUAUCCUCUUGAUAGCUGAAUAUGUCUUUGGCGAUGAAAAGAUUGUUAUUCCAUCUUUCAAUAAGUUGAAAUCGUUUUACCCUGGACAUAAACAUUAUGGUGGACAUUUUUCACACAGAAAAAUAAAAGAAAUGAUCGGCAUUACUGAACCACGUUUAUUACAUGACACAAGUGCGUUGAGAUUGUCUUAUUCUUUAAACAAAGUUGGGGGCGAUCAUUCGCUAGGGACGAAAAUGAUUCAGUUAUCCACAUCUGGAAAGGACAGCGUAAGUGGCCGAAGUGGACUUCAGUAUAUUUACAAUCCAAUUGCUUUCGGACCUUAUUUUGCCGAUAAAUAUGGCUAUCCAAAUGUGUCAAUUUUACAUCAAACAGAUCCUAUUGCAACGAAGAAACGAUUUUACGGCAAACAGGGAAUAUUAGAAAUAAUUACAUAUACUAAACAUGGAAAUAGACCAAGGGGUCAUAUUGUGCUUUGGGACUGUGAUCAUAUUCAUGAAGAGAAAGACUGGAUUUCUAAGCAUCAUUUAAUAACAGUGGAAUUCUGGCAAUCGCCUGAUUCAAGUUGCACAGAAGGGAAACGAAAGCAAAAAGUUCUCGAUACAGACAUGAAGCCGGUUCCGUUUGGUGUUCCAAGAGUAGACACUGUUAGAUAUUUAAAUGCAAAAAUGCAACAACAGAAGUUACAGACAAUACAUAAGAAUGGAAAAAUAUACAAGACAAUUACAUAUGGAAACGAUAUUUUACAGUAAAGUUUUCAAAUGUAUUUUAUACUAUGCAGAAAUGACAGUCAUAGUAAAGUGUUAAAAGGAUUUUACUCCGUGCAAUCAAAAAAAUAUAUAUCCGAAUAGGCGUUAUGUGGUGCUAUUGUAUACCUAAAUGUGUUCAUCAAAUAAGUUCCUCAAAGUUGUUAAGUAGAAAUAUUGUUCUCGAUGUUUGUAUUCAGGGAGAUCAGUAUAUUAAAGAGGCACCCAAAAGUACAAGCUCAAAGAUUUAUGACGCAUUUUUACCGUUUACUGCUUAUUCUAUAUGUUAUCGUUAUCAAACUGUUUUUAUUUGUUUAUGAUUUGAUAAUGCCGCUUUUUAUGCUGUAUUAUUGGUGCAUUUAUAAUAAAGUUAUAAAAAACC